This is a messenger RNA of Sabethes cyaneus, 1579 nucleotides long. It is a transcript of the gene Cht2, whose product is annotated as probable chitinase 2. Gene Ontology annotation, molecular function: chitinase activity; chitin binding. The transcript is spliced from 4 exons. NCBI's taxonomy places the organism in Eukaryota, Metazoa, Arthropoda, Insecta, Diptera, Culicidae. Gene Ontology annotation, biological process: carbohydrate metabolic process; chitin catabolic process. Gene Ontology annotation, cellular component: extracellular region. The record is from RefSeq and is a predicted model, not a curated record. The coding region runs from base 149 to 1579 and encodes 476 amino acids.
UUUUACUUUUACCUAGUGUUUAAGGUGUGUUCAGUAAAAAAAGUGUGUAAAAGUUUGAGUCUUAUCAAAAAUUGUAGAUUGAUAUCAGUUAGCCCAUUCAAACCUGUCCUAGAAUCGGUAUAGAGAGCCAUACAUUGGAACACCAACAAUGGAGCGUAGAAUCUACUUUGGAUUGGCUGUUUUUGUGCUAUUUUGUAUCAGUAACAAUGGACAAACGACAGCCAACAUAGUGACCGAUCAUGAUCGUGUAGUGGUUUGCUACAUUUCGACGUGGGCCGUCUACCGGAAAGGUUCAGCUUCGUACAGCUUAGAUCACUUUGAUCCAAGACUUUGCACGCACGCUAUCUACGCUUUCGCCGGUCUGGACGUGGACAAUAAUGCUAUGCGACCGCUAGAUCCAUGGCAAGAUUUACGUGAUAAUUACGGCAAGGGUGGCUAUGAGAAACUUGUGGGAAUGCGCGCUACGAAUCACCACCUGAAGGUACUGAUUGCGAUUGGUGGUUGGAAUGAAGGAUCGGAGAAGUACUCUGACCUGGCGGCUAAGCCGGAAAGACGGCAAGCUUUCGUAAAAAAUGCUUUGGAAUUUGUGAAGCGUUACAAUUUCGACGGUUUAGAUUUGGACUGGGAAUAUCCGACGCAACGUGGCGGCAAACCUUACGAUCGGGAAAAUUUUGUAUCCCUCGUCAAAGAACUUAGUCAACAGUUCAAGAAGCAUAAUCUUCUUUUGACGUCCGCAAUUGGAGCAGGAAAAGACACAAUUGACUCCGCAUACGACAUCAAAACUUUGUCUAAAUAUUUGGAUUUCCUUCACAUUAUGUGCUACGAUUACAAUGGAAGCUGGAACAGAAAAAUCGGCCCGAAUGCACCACUUCAAAGCAGAGAUGUCCUUAACGUUGAAUAUACCAUCGAACACUUGAUGGCUUUGGGAGCACCGUCCAGUAAAAUUGUCAUGGGACUUCCGUUUUAUGGACGAACCUUCGUAACUCCUUCGAAACGAGCAAAAAUUGGUGAUGACUCCGAUGAUAAGGGCUUCGCGGGGCCUUCCACAAAUGAGAAUGGUUUUAUGGGGUACAAUGAAGUGUGCGAAGCACUAAAAGAAAACCCAGAAGGAUGGAAUGUUGUAUGGGAUCCAACAGCUUCAGAAGCCAUCGCAACUAUGCUGGAUGGAAAUAUGACCAAAGUUGUAAUCUACGAUAGCACUCGAUCGAUGGCUAAUAAGGUACGAUUUGCAAUUCGUCAAAACCUAGCUGGGUUGAUGAUUUGGUCCGUCGAUACUGAUGAUUUUAAUGGUGUUUGUGAGCCAGAAAAUGAUACCUUCGCAGACUUUGGUGAUCAAGCCGGAGUAAAAUUGAACAUUCCGCCAUCAAUUCAAGACAAGUAUAAGCUGCUGAGGACUGUCAACGAUGCCAUCAUAAUAGCCACCGAUGAACUGAACCAGGAGAACGAAAUCUCUAAUUUGCCUGAUGAUUUGGACGUGUCGACGCAAAAAGUGCCAGCAUCUGGAGGUACACAUCCGAUUAUAGCAAGAUUGAAUUGGCUCAGUCUUCUCGCAGCAGUUGUGCUAGUUAGGUUUGCGUGA